GCGCCUCACCACGCUGCUGCCUAGGCCAGGCUGGGCACUGCUGGGAGGACAGGGCGGGGGUCUGUCCGGGCUGGACUCGGGAAGGAGGGGGCCGAGCUUAGCCCACAAGCUGUAGAGGCAGCUCGUAGCAGCGCACCAAGCCCGCUUCAGUGCACGCUCCGGUAGCUCCCCGCUCGGCCACAGAGGCCCGCGCGCCUAGCUGUGCGCCGUGGCCGACUCCGCGUUCGCUGGCUAGCACGCCCCUCGCCGCUCCGCGCCUGGCUCACCCGCAGGGGCUGAGCGCGGGCGGGCGGGGGAGGUGAGGGGUACUGGUGUGCGUGCAUGUGCCUGGCUGGGUGUACACCCCGCGCGGCGGCGGCAGCGCCAAGACGUGGAGCGCUUUCCAGAGCCCGGCUGCCUUUCUCGGCUCUGGCGCCCGCGACCAUGUUCCAGCCUACAGCCAAGCGCGGCUUUACCAUCGAGUCCUUGGUGGCCAAGGACGGCGGCACUAGCGGGGGCACUGGCGGCGGGGGUGCGAGCUCCCAUCCCUUGGCUGCGGCCGCCUCGGAGGAGCCGCUCCGGCCCACGGCACUCAACUACCCUCAUCCCAGCGCGGCCGAGGCGGCUUUCGUGAGUGGUUUCCCCGCUGCUGCCGCGGGCGCUGGCCGCUCGCUCUAUGGAGGGCCCGAGCUGGUGUUCCCAGAGGCCAUGAACCAUCCCGCGCUGACCGUGCAUCCUGCGCACCAGCUGGGAGCCUCCCCGCUGCAACCCCCGCACUCCUUCUUCAGCGCCCAGCACCGGGACCCUCUGCACUUCUACCCCUGGGUCCUGCGGAACCGCUUCUUCGGCCACCGCUUCCAGGCAGCGAGCGACGUGCCCCAGGAUGGGCUGCUUCUGCACGGCCCCUUCGCGCGCAAGCCCAAGAGGAUCCGCACGGCCUUCUCUCCCUCGCAGCUGCUGCGCCUGGAGCGCGCCUUUGAGAAGAACCACUACGUGGUGGGCGCCGAGCGGAAGCAGCUGGCCGGCAGCCUCAGCCUCUCGGAGACGCAGGUGAAGGUGUGGUUCCAGAACCGGAGGACAAAGUACAAGCGGCAGAAGCUGGAGGAAGAGGGGCCCGAAUCCGAGCAGAAGAAGAAGGGCUCUCACCACAUCAACCGGUGGCGCAUCGCCACCAAGCAGGCCAAUGGGGAGGACAUCGAUGUCACCUCCAAUGACUAGGGUGGGCAGCCACGAACCCGUGAGGGCAGAGUGCUGCUCGCUGCUGGCCAGGCCCCCGGAUGGGCCCAGCUGGACUCUGGCCACUCUGCGGCCGGGCUGCGGGAGGCUCCAGUCACAGCCCCACAGGGCACGGAGCCUGGGGCUACCACCGGCAGAGGGACAAGAAAUGGGCUGGCUGAGGCCUAGGACUGCUCGACCUUCUCCUCGGAGAACUGCCUGCCUGCCUGCCUGCCUGGGCGGGCCGACAGCCGUCGCUGCCUCCCGACCGUUCUCCAUUUCUCUUUUUGUUUUGAUGCAUUUCUGUUUUAAUUUAUUUUCCAGGCACCCACUGUAGUUCUUAGUGAUUCCCUGUGUUUCCCUUCCCAGUGGGAACAAUAAAAGUCUCUUAAUGACAUGGGCAUCUAGCUCCAACCCAGAGCCUGUGAGCCUGGGGUGGUGGGUUUUCAUUCCUCGGGCCAGUGGGGACUGGCAGAGCAAGCUUGCUCAGGACCUGGGACCUGGCGUGGGGCCUUGGAGAUUCAGUUUAUUAACUCCUUUCCUUUGUGGUUCAUCGACCUGGCCUCUAACUCUACCUCCACGAAAGAAGCCGAGGCCAGACAGGGAAGAGCCACCCUGUGUAUGAGGAAGGCCACGGCCAGGUCUUUUCAAACAUGUUGAGCCAUGAGAAUCAGACCUAGGUGGCUCAGGGGAGAUGAAGUGUGCGCACUGCCCCACGCCAAGGGACUCUGGUGGCUUCUCCAGCGGAGGGGGAGCCAGAGGAAAAGGGGAGUACUGGGUGCUGGUGGAGGGGACACCCUUCACAGGGGCUGACAUGCGCACCUGUCCUUGGAGGAGCCCCCUGUGCAGAUUAAAGCUGCAGAGACAGGGCGUGAGUGUGAGCCUGCAACCAGUGCCCGGGCCUCCAGCUGGGAAAGGGCUUCAAGGCCGGCUCCACCGAGCCCUUUAGUUCGCCUGCCCUUCGCUUCGCCCAUGUGUCUUACCCGCUUGUCACACACCAAGGUUUCCUUCAUCCUAAUAAAGUAAAACCUGUGUUCCUAACAACCUCUCCCUGAUGAAACCCAGACCUGCUUCUGCUUCUUCACUUCCCGAGCGGCCCCCCACUUUCUCCUGACGCCGACGACAGUCUGCUACCCCGUGUGGCCAAGCUCAGCUGCCUCUCACCUGGCCUCGUCUGCACCCUGAUCUUCCGGUCAUUGCCCUCUGACUCCCCCAGCCCUCUCUGCUUUCAUCUGGGUCCCUCUGACCCCUCAUUCCUUUGCCUGUCCGAGUCCUUCCAGGCACGGAUUCUACCUGAGCUGUGCCUUUACUUACCCUGUUGUUGAUGCCUGGAACAUGCUGGGCGCUCAGUCAAUGGAGGUCUUUAGAAAGGUGUUCAAGGCCCAGCCUUGUUGCCUGGGGCCACCUAGGGA
Artibeus jamaicensis (Jamaican fruit-eating bat) is the source of this 2606-nucleotide messenger RNA. RefSeq names its product empty spiracles homeobox 1 (gene EMX1). Gene Ontology annotation, biological process: brain development; central nervous system development; neuron differentiation. The coding region runs from base 322 to 1197 and encodes 291 amino acids. The record is from RefSeq and is a predicted model, not a curated record. The transcript has 3 exons. Gene Ontology annotation, molecular function: DNA binding; DNA-binding transcription factor activity, RNA polymerase II-specific. Lineage: Eukaryota; Metazoa; Chordata; Mammalia; Chiroptera; Phyllostomidae.